UCCGGGCCGGGCUCUGUUCAGCGGCAUCAUCGUCACGAUGCGCGCAUGCUCCCUAGCGGGAGAGGGCACUUCUCCGAGGGGGAAGAAAAAGGGCAAAGUCGAACCUGGCAUGAGAGUGGAUCGCGAGAGCGGGAGGUAGCCGAGCCGCGCCCCCUCCUUUCCUUUUCCCACUUCAGCAGGAGCAGCGCCGCAGCCGCACUAGCCCGCGCCAUGGUGCUGGACAGCUUGGCCCGCAUCAUCAAAGUGCAGCUGCCCGCCUACCUCAAGCGUCUCCCCCUGCCAGAGAGCAUCAGCGGUUUCCUCAGGCUGACAGUUUCAGAAUGGCUACGGUUACUGCCUUUCCUGGGUGUCCUUGCUCUGCUCGGAUAUCUUGCUGUUCGUCCAUUCCUUCCGAAAAAGAAACAGCAGAAGGAUAGUUUAAUUAAUCUCAAAAUCCAAAAGGAGAAUCCCAAAGUAGUGAAUGAAAUCAACAUUGAAGAUCUGUGUCAUACUAAAGCAGUAUACUGCAGGUGUUGGCGUUCCAAAACGUUCCCUGUCUGUGACGGCUCUCACAACAAGCACAACGAGUCAACAGGAGAUAAUGUGGGUCCAUUAAUACUCAAGAAGAAAGAAGUGUAGCAAUUCCUUAACUAAACCAUGACUGAAAGGAAGGCCUACUGUUACCCCAUACGUGGUAGUGCUUUCAGUCUAAGAAUUGCUGUAGUCUUGAUUUUUGAUAUCUUUUUAGGUUUCUUUAGAUUUAUAAGACUGUGCUAAGCGUACAAUAUUUUGGAUGGUAGGAAGAAUAAUGUCUGAUGUUACAAAAAUAUCCCCCUUAAACAUUGGUGUCAAUCAGUGUAACAGAAUUACUAUUCCCAGAGUUUCCAUUUAACAUGUUUGGUAUGAACAUCCUGUAAUAAAACAUUAGGUUAUA
Messenger RNA from Heteronotia binoei (common prickly gecko), 913 nucleotides. It is a transcript of the gene CISD2, whose product is annotated as CDGSH iron sulfur domain 2. The record is from RefSeq and is a predicted model, not a curated record. Lineage: Eukaryota; Metazoa; Chordata; Lepidosauria; Squamata; Gekkonidae. Gene Ontology annotation, cellular component: mitochondrial outer membrane; intracellular membrane-bounded organelle. The transcript has 3 exons. Gene Ontology annotation, molecular function: 2 iron, 2 sulfur cluster binding. The coding region runs from base 46 to 618 and encodes 190 amino acids. Gene Ontology annotation, biological process: regulation of autophagy; autophagy of mitochondrion.